Messenger RNA from Anastrepha ludens (Mexican fruit fly), 1273 nucleotides. RefSeq names its product ADP-ribosylation factor-like protein 6-interacting protein 6. Lineage: Eukaryota; Metazoa; Arthropoda; Insecta; Diptera; Tephritidae. Bases 648 to 1010 code for a protein of 120 amino acids. The record is from RefSeq and is a predicted model, not a curated record. The transcript has 3 exons.
UUGACGAAGUAAACACAGGAGUGAGAAGCAAAACUGAAACGAUUUGUUUACUUCUCUAGUCUAUUGUUGUGCUUUUACUUUAUAAAUGGACAGAAAAGAAACUGCAUCAUAGAAUUCAAGAUACUCGUUGUGGUCCCCGCCCCCACAUAAAACAACCGAAUCAAAAGUAUGGCCGCUAACAGCAACGGCGGUUGUGACGUCGCGUUGGUAAAAAAGCUUGUGGGAAGCCCGGAGCAAUUGUGCGCUGCACUCUGCACAGAUGCGUUGACUGCGACUACUAUGAUUCAAUUGAUAGUUCCACUUCGAACUCUCCGUCAGCCCGAUCACGUAGCAGCUCAAACAUCAUUCACUCGUUUACGCUAAUACAGAAAUCACCGUCGGCUACAUUACUAGUUCAACCGUAGGAAAACAAAUACUAUAGCGGAAUAAAAAUAGAUUACUCCCUAAUUUUUCGGAAAUUAAACGAUUUAAGGAUUCACCAUCGAGUUUCAGAACUGCAAACCGGAUGUAAAAAUAUUUCUGACAAUAUAUUCAGGAAAAGUCAUGCAAAGAUUUGCAAGAGUGAAAUAAAUUUCUUGACUAUAACGUUUGUGGAUAUACAAUUUUUGGCAUUGCUUGCACUAUUAGUUCUUGCAAUAUUUUGUAAAAUGGUUAUUGUUACAAUGCCUUACGCAAAAAACGAAAGCCUUUUCGAUAUUUGCAAGAUGGUGCAAACCAAAAUACAAGAGGCUAUAAAAUGGACACAUGAGCAGGAUUUAUACGUUAAAUUCAGCCCAUUAUUGUGUGGUAUAACGGUGGCUUUAUUUUCCUGUAUGCUGGUAUAUUUUGACAGCGACGUCCCUGGUAUAAGUCCACCAUCUCCCUUCUCACCUUUGAAACAAACUUACCGCCGUGAACGACGUAGUGCUGUGCAUCUGGGCUAUAUAAUCGCUCUAGCUGCCGGCGCAAUAGUCAGUACUUUGAUGUACUGUGAUUUUAGUAGUUUUGAUCUUUUUGAUAGCAAAGUCUGAAUAUUGCAGUUUAAAUUAAAACAUUAUUUAUGAGAAAGUAAGUUAAGAUAAUUUUGAAUUUGUUUAAAUCUAGUACAAACUAAUUUAAGUAUGCCUCAAGUAUUGAUUCGAAUUAAUACAAAUAAAUCAUCUGUAGACCAUAUAAAAAUAACAUCAUACAUACACUUGUACCUGUCUAUCUAAAUAUGUGUAUGUGCAUAUGUAUGAUACCUAAAAAAUAAAACAAGCUUGUAUGUAUUUCUAAUAAAAAAAUCUAAACUUGA